AUGGAUAUGCCGAAGAAAAAGGCCGUUGCCGAGUGCAUCUCGGACGAAGCCUUGACCCACCUCAAAUCGUACAAGUACUCGGCCGUCGACAAAUCGCCCGUCUCCAAGUAUAUUCUCGGUCCUUGGUGGAAUGCAUUCGUCAACGUCCUGCCCAUGUGGCUGGCCCCGAACAUGGUCACGCUCCUAGGAUUCUUCUUCAUUUUGGGGAACAUCGUGUUGAUGUCCAUCUACAUUCCAGACUUGAUAGGACCGGGCCCUACUUGGGUAUACCUGAGCUUUUCCUUUGGUCUCUUUAUGUAUCAGACCAUGGACAAUGUCGAUGGAAAGCAGGCAAGGCGAACGGGGACAUCCUCCGGUCUAGGCGAGCUCUUUGAUCACGGGAUUGAUUCGCUCAACUGCACGCUUGCUUCGCUCCUGGAGACUGCCGCCAUGGGUCUUGGAUGCAGCAAAUUGGGCGUCUUCACCGCUCUAUGCUAUUUCAACGGGCCGACCGAGGGCCUACUGAUUGCAGCCGCUGUCAUGGCUGUUGGAGGUAUUUGGGGUCCAGAGGUCUUCCGCGUUCCUCUCAAGUACGCCAUCGGGGAGAAGACACUCCUGGCCGAAUUCCUGGGGGAGACCAACACCUUGGAUAUAUGGGUGCUUGUCAUUGUCGUCCCUCUUUGCACGGGACACAUUCCAGUCUGCGUCUACAAUGUCUGGAGGGCCAGGCGGGCCAAGGGUCUGCCUCUUGCCCCAGUCUUCCUCGAGUGGACUCCUCUGGCGGUCUACACACUCGCCAUCGGAGCGUGGAUAUACAGCCCUUACAGCACAUUGAUGGACAACAAUCAUCUGACACUGUUGUGCCUGACCCUGUCGUUUGUUUUCGGACGAAUGACGACAAAGAUGAUCCUGGCGCAUCUGACGAGACAGCCAUUUCCAUAUUGGACAGUGAUGCUCGUUCCGCUCCUCGGUGGCGUGGUGAUUGGCAACCUUCCCCUGUUGGGCUUGCCUCAGAUUUCACCACAGUUGGAGCUGGCGUAUCUCUGGGGUUACUUUGUAUUUGCCGGCAUUAUAUACUUUAGAUGGGCGUUCCUUGUCGUUGGCAGCAUUUGCGAAUUCCUUGGGAUCAAUGCGCUUACCAUACCGAAAGCCAAGCAGGAGGAGACCAGGCGGAGGAUAGAGGAAGAGAAAGCUACUCAGGGAAGACAGGACUGA
Molecule: messenger RNA, 1194 nt
Organism: Emericellopsis cladophorae
Lineage: Eukaryota; Fungi; Ascomycota; Sordariomycetes; Hypocreales; Bionectriaceae
Product: ethanolaminephosphotransferase
Exons: 4
Coding region: 1-1194 (397 amino acids)
Biological process (GO): phospholipid biosynthetic process
Cellular component (GO): membrane
Molecular function (GO): phosphotransferase activity, for other substituted phosphate groups
Source: RefSeq, a predicted model, not a curated record